CCAGAAAUCGAGGGAUCUCUUAGUGCGGUGAAAUUAUCGCUUUUUGCCCUUUUUCCUUCGACAAGUCAGCCAGCCGCAGCGCGAAAUGGGGAAGGUGGCGGUGGGAUUGGCAGUCAUCGGCGCGGCUACGGUGUGCGCGGCGGCGGCGCUGCUGGUGCGCCACCGCAUGCGGAGCUCAGCCAGGUGGGUGCGCGCGAUGGCGAUCGUCGCGGAUCUCGAUGAGCGCUGUGGGACCCCCCUUGCCAAGCUUAGGCAGGUCGCCGACGCCAUGACCGUCGAGAUGCACGCCGGCCUCGCCUCCGAGGGCGGCAGCAAGCUCAAGAUGCUCAUCAGCUAUGUCGACAAUCUCCCUACCGGGAAUGAAAAAGGGCUCUUCUAUGCGUUGGACCUUGGAGGAACAAACUUCCGGGUGUUGCGGGUGCAGCUUGGGGGGAAGGAUGGUGGAAUUGUGAAUCAAGAAUUUGCUGAGGUGUCAAUCCCACAAGAUCUGAUGGUUGGAAGUUCAGAUACACUGUUUGACUAUAUUGCGGCUGAACUUGCAAAAUUUGUUGCCCAAGAAGGUGAAGAUUUCCAGCUUCCUCCUGGCAGACAAAGGGAACUUGGUUUUACAUUCUCAUUCCCUGUGAUGCAGACAUCGAUUGAUUCUGGGACCCUUAUUAAGUGGACAAAAGGCUUCAAUAUUGAGGAUGUGGUUGGGCAAGAUGUUGUGGCCGAAUUGACCAGAGCACUAGAAAGACAAGGUCUUGAUAUGCGCGUAUCAGCUUUGGUCAAUGAUACAGUUGGGACACUAGCGGGAGGCAGAUACAACAACAAGGAUGUUGUUGCUGCCGUGAUUUUAGGUACUGGAACAAAUGCAGCAUAUGUGGAACGUGCACAUGCCAUACCAAAAUGGCAUGGCCUCCUACCUAAAUCUGGAGAGAUGGUUAUCAACAUGGAGUGGGGUAAUUUUAGGUCAUCACACCUUCCACUGACAGAGUAUGAUCACUCUCUGGAUGCUGAGAGUCUAAACCCUGGUGAACAGAUUUUUGAGAAGUUAAUUUCUGGGAUGUAUUUGGGAGAAAUUGUCCGCAAGGUUUUAUGUAGGAUUGCUGAAGAAGCUUCACUUUUUGGUGAUACAGUUCCACCAAAACUAAAAGUUCCAUUUAUAUUGAGGACGCCUCAUACGUCUGCAAUGCAUCAUGAUACAUCCCCUGAUCUUAAAGUUGUAGCAGAUAAAUUGAGAGAUAUCCUGGAGAUAACCAAUACUUCUUUGAAAGAAAGAAAACUUGUUGUUCAGCUCUGCAACAUCGUCGCCACACGUGGGGCCCGCCUUGCUGCUGCUGGGAUUUUGGGCAUUCUGAAAAAACUGGGAAGAGAAACAUUGAAGAAUGGGGAGGAUCAAAAGACAGUGAUAGCAUUGGAUGGUGGACUUUAUGAGCAUUACACUGAAUAUAGGAAGUGCCUGGAGUCUACCCUAACAGAACUUAUUGGAGAGAAAGUCUCCGAAAGCAUUGUUAUUGAGCACUCCAACGAUGGGUCGGGAAUUGGAGCUGCUUUUCUUGCUGCUUCUCACUCCCAGUACCCUGAUGUUGAGGAGUCCUCCUGAGUUCCAUCAAUAUUUAGGAAAUCGUUCUCUGAGUUUUAUUUUUAAGUUAUGGUUGUAAGAAAAGGUGGAACGAAUGUAUAAGACCAGGACCUGUAAGCGGCAAUGGUAUUCUGCUUCGGCCUGCAUUUUUUACCUUUUUAAGUUAAAAAAGGUAAAUAAAAAUAACGAAUGAUGGUCCUUUCCUUUGUCAA
This is a messenger RNA of Morus notabilis, 1776 nucleotides long. RefSeq names its product hexokinase-1. Gene Ontology annotation, cellular component: cytosol; mitochondrion. The coding region runs from base 86 to 1585 and encodes 499 amino acids. Gene Ontology annotation, biological process: glucose 6-phosphate metabolic process; intracellular glucose homeostasis; glycolytic process. Gene Ontology annotation, molecular function: glucokinase activity; D-glucose binding; ATP binding. The transcript has 10 exons. The record is from RefSeq and is a predicted model, not a curated record. Lineage: Eukaryota; Viridiplantae; Streptophyta; Magnoliopsida; Rosales; Moraceae.